Molecule: messenger RNA, 682 nt
Organism: Lathyrus oleraceus (garden pea)
Lineage: Eukaryota; Viridiplantae; Streptophyta; Magnoliopsida; Fabales; Fabaceae
Product: actin-related protein 2/3 complex subunit 5A
Exons: 4
Coding region: 110-517 (135 amino acids)
Biological process (GO): Arp2/3 complex-mediated actin nucleation; regulation of actin filament polymerization
Cellular component (GO): Arp2/3 protein complex; actin cytoskeleton
Source: RefSeq, a predicted model, not a curated record
AACAUAAAUUAAUUCACUUUCAACAUGUUCUUAAUCAAAAUGGCUACAAGACCAAAGAUACACUCAAAUCAAGAGCAGUAAAAAAGAAGAGAAAACUGCGAUAUCAUCCAUGGCAGGCUCUGAAGGAUUCGUUGAAGCGGAUAAUGCAGAAGCCAUUAUCACCAGAAUUGAACACAAAACUCUCAAGAUCGAAAGUUUACUCAAACAGUUUAAACCCGUCGAAGCUCUUAAAACUGCUCUUGAAGGAACCUAUGCCAUGACUAGUGAUGAGCGUUGCAAGUCGGCACAUUGGAUUGUUGUGCAUAGAGCAAUAAUGGCUAUAAAAGAUGUGGAUGGGAUGCUUGCUUCCUUGGAUCCUGAAUACUAUGACAUCCUAAUGAAGUAUUUAUAUAGAGGCUUAUCUACGGGAGAUCGUCCAACAUGUGACCAAUGUCUUCGAAUUCAUGAAAAAUUGACAGAGAGAGCAGGCCAUGGUUGCAUUCUACGUUUCUUGACUGAUACUGUAAAUACAGUUUGAUUUUCUUACCCAUUUUUUGUUCUCUUCCUUUUGUUGUUGAGUUACCUUGUAUGUGUUGCAUGAAUACAACAAUCAAUGUACUGGUUUGGUUUCACGCCCGGGGUGCAAACCCUAAGAAAUGAUUUCAUAUGUCAAAAUUUUAGUAAAAACACAAGUUUGAUACAA